Molecule: messenger RNA, 2058 nt
Organism: Stylonychia lemnae
Lineage: Eukaryota; Ciliophora; Spirotrichea; Sporadotrichida; Oxytrichidae
Source: the annotation of a GenBank genome assembly
AUGUUCAGAAACAGACAAUUCAAUGAAGAACGCAGAUCAAGAUUAUUCUCAGAUCGCCCCUUCAUCUUCGGUCGUCUCCCCAAGUACCUAAUUGCUUGGUGCUUCUCUAUGCAAUUCUGGGCUGGCUAUUAUCUUUACCACAAGCAUGCUCUUAAUACAUUCUUGCAUGAUAAAACAAGAAAGGCAAAUAGAAGAUCACUUCCAUUCGUGCAAGCUAUGGAGGACAUUCGUUUCUGCGCUAUUCAAGAGAGAAACUACAUGAUUCUUAAGUCAAUCUGUGAUAUUGCAGACCCAAGAAUGUUCGAUCUAUUCAGAUCCAGAUAUCAUCAAGAAGACCAUUUCGUGAGUUACUACAUCGGUUCAACAAUGGGUAAAUACUACGAUGGCAGAUUCGGAGGUAGCAGAUUCUGGAACUUCAAAGCAUACAAGAGACCAGAAGACGAGAAGGGACUCGUUGGUGGAUUAUCGCCUGCAUUCUUGGAGACUUUCUCCUCUUUUAAGAAUAAAAAGAAUUUCCAGACUUAAAUGAAUUCUCUCUUCAAGACCACAACUCGCAACAGAUUUGAAUCUCCUAUCUGCAGAACUACUCUAAAAAAUAUAAAGGAUAUUUAUUCACCAAAGUCAGGAUUCAGAGACCAUUCAGUAAACUUGUAAAACAGCCUCAAUAAAUAUACCUAUCAGACUCCUAAAAAUUAAACUUUACCUUUGUCUAUGCAGAGCACAGGUGAUUAUUCAAGCAAGCAAUUCGGAUAAAACUCAAAGUCUAAGACUGAAAAAUUUUUGCAGAUUUAGGAGAUCGAUGAGGACGAGAUAGAUGAGAUGCUUCUUCACUAUCAGAUGCGCUCCAGUAUGUUUGAUUUUGAACUGAUCAAGUAAAUGUCUAAUUUUGGCUUGAAAAAAUACAAGAACUCUCUUUAUAGAGGACAGCUGAACAGUGAAGGCUAAAGGCACGGGAAAGGCGUAAUGACUUAUUUUGAUAAUAUCAGGGUCUAUGAAGGUGACUGGGUUCAUGACUUAAGAGAAGGAGAGGGUUACGAAAAAUUUAGUAAUUUAAAUGAAUACAAGGGAGGUUAUAGAAAGAACAAACCAGAGGGGAAAGGUCAUUAUGUUUGGAGAAAUGGUGAUACAUAUGAAGGCCAAUGGUAUGAUGGUCUAAGAUAAGGAAUGGGCAAAUGGCACAGCCAUACUGGAGAAAUCUAUGAAGGAGAGUGGUUUAAAGGCUAGGCCUCUGGAUAUGGUGUGAUGAUCUGGGCUAACGGAGAUAGAUACGAAGGAGGAUGGAGAAACUGUAAAAAGCAUGGAUAAGGGGAGGAUACAUAUGCUGAAGGCAAUCGUUUUAUUGGAAAGUAUGAUGAUGGGUUGCCUGAUGGAUACGGAGAGUACUACUGGAAUGAUGGCAGCUUCUACAGAGGUAACUUUGAAAAAGGCCACAAACAUGGUCAAGGAAUUAUGUUUAGAAAGUAUAUGCAGGAUAAAAGUGAAAAAUGGGUACUAUAUGAAGGAGAAUUCGUUAAUGAUGCUAGACAUGGAAUGGGAGAAAUUAAAUGGUCAAAUGGAAAUUAUUACCUUGGACAGUUUUAGAGUGAUGAGAGACAUGGCCAAGGAGAAAUGAGAUGGAUUGAUGAUACUACUUAUAUAGGUGAGUGGUCCAGAGGUAAGAGACAUGGAUGGGGAACACUUAAAAAGAAAGAUGGACUCAUCACUACUGGAGUAUUUGUUAGCAAUAACUUUAUGGGAAAGGAAUAUGUUAUUCCAGAAACUAUCGAAGAGAAUAUCUCUGAAUAAAAAUCUAUGAAAAAAUCUAUGCUAAAACAGGGUAACCUGUCAGACAGGUAAAUCGAAAGAAAAGAGAAAAAGGAGAUCAAGAUAAAGAAAGUCAUGAAUAGAUCAAACUCUGAAAUGAGAAGAAACUAACUUCGCUUAACAGAUCACUCCAGUUCAUGCGAAAGAAGGUAAUGCUGUGCCCAUAAAAAGAACGUCACUUCUCCAAUCAUGAGGACAUGGAAGCCUUCAGGCGGUUCCAAAUCCAAUCUUUUACUUCAAACUUCUUUCACUUGA